This is a messenger RNA of Tupaia belangeri chinensis (Chinese tree shrew), 7648 nucleotides long. It is a transcript of the gene SFPQ, whose product is annotated as splicing factor proline and glutamine rich. Lineage: Eukaryota; Metazoa; Chordata; Mammalia; Scandentia; Tupaiidae. Gene Ontology annotation, molecular function: RNA binding. The record is from RefSeq and is a predicted model, not a curated record.
GGGUUUAAAGCCAACUUGUCUUUGUUGAGGAGGCCUGGGGAGAAAACUUACACACAGCGGUGCUGGUUAUUUGUUGGAAAUCUACCUGCUGAUAUCACAAAAGAUGAAUUCAAAAGACUAUUUGCAAAAUAUGGAGAACCAGGAGAAGUUUUUAUCAACAAGGGCAAAGGAUUUGGAUUUAUUAAACUUGAGUCUAGAGCCUUGGCUGAAAUCGCCAAAGCUGAACUUGAUGAUACGCCUAUGAGAGGUAGACAGCUUCGGGUUCGCUUUGCCACUCAUGCUGCUGCCCUUUCUGUUCGUAAUCUUUCACCUUAUGUUUCCAAUGAACUGUUGGAAGAAGCAUUUAGCCAGUUUGGUCCUAUUGAACGGGCUGUUGUAAUCGUUGAUGAUCGUGGAAGAUCUACAGGAAAAGGCAUUGUUGAAUUUGCUUCCAAACCAGCAGCAAGAAAAGCAUUUGAACGAUGCAGCGAAGGUGUUUUCUUACUGACAACAACUCCUCGCCCAGUCAUUGUGGAACCGCUUGAACAAUUGGAUGAUGAAGAUGGUCUUCCUGAAAAACUUGCACAGAAGAAUCCAAUGUAUCAGAAGGAGAGAGAAACCCCUCCUCGUUUUGCCCAGCAUGGCACAUUUGAGUAUGAAUAUUCUCAGCGAUGGAAGUCUUUGGAUGAAAUGGAAAAACAGCAAAGGGAACAAGUUGAAAAGAACAUGAAGGAUGCAAAAGAUAAAUUGGAAAGUGAAAUGGAAGAUGCCUAUCAUGAGCAUCAGGCAAAUCUUUUGCGCCAAGAUCUGAUGAGGCGCCAGGAAGAACUAAGACGCAUGGAAGAACUUCACAAUCAAGAAAUGCAGAAACGUAAAGAAAUGCAAUUGAGGCAAGAGGAGGAGCGUCGCAGAAGAGAAGAAGAGAUGAUGAUUCGUCAACGUGAGAUGGAAGAACAAAUGAGACGCCAGAGAGAGGAAAGUUACAGUCGGAUGGGCUACAUGGAUCCAAGAGAAAGAGACAUGAGAAUGGGUGGUGGAGGAGCAAUGAACAUGGGAGAUCCCUAUGGUUCAGGAGGCCAGAAAUUUCCACCUCUAGGUGGUGGUGGUGGCAUAGGUUAUGAAGCUAAUCCUGGAGUUCCACCCGCAACCAUGAGUGGUUCCAUGAUGGGAAGCGACAUGCGUACUGAGCGCUUUGGGCAGGGAGGUGCGGGACCUGUGGGUGGACAGGGUCCUAGAGGAAUGGGACCUGGAACUCCAGCAGGAUAUGGUAGAGGGAGAGAAGAGUAUGAAGGCCCAAACAAAAAACCCAGAUUUUAGAUGUGAUAUGUAGGCUUUCAUUCCAGCUUGUUUUUGUCUUUUCUUGUUUAGAUACCAAUCUUUUAAAUUCUUGCAUUUUAGUAAGAAAGCUACCUUUUUAUGGAUGUUAGCAGUUUAUUGACCUAAUAUUUGUAAAUGGUCUGUUCGGGCAGGUAAAAUUAUGUAAUGCAGUGUUUGAAACAGGAGAAAAUUUUUUUCCUUUUUAUUUCCUUUUUUUUUUUUAAUCUGUAUAAUGUCCCUCAAGUUAUGGCAGUGUACCUUGUGCCACUGAAUUUCCAAAGUGUACCAAUUUUUUUUUUACUGUGCUUCAAAUAAAUAGAAAAAAAUAGUUAUAAUAUUGAUCUUCAACUUUGCCAUUCAUGCUUCUAUGCAUAUUAGGCUAGGUAUUCCACUUUGAAAGCAUGAGAGUGUCUAGGCCUUUGAAUGGCAUAUGCCAUUUCUGGGAAAUGUAUCUGGAGACUUAAGUAUUGGCUUUCUACAAAUAACUGGACCCCUUGUUUUAAACAGAAGAAAUGCAUAUUGAAGUAGUUUCAUGAUUUAUUUGGCAUUAUAGGAAGCAAGAUGGUGCUGAGUUUUUUUAAAUGGUUAUGUAAGCAAAGCUGAACUGUAUCUUCAUUCAGGAAUAUGUAUUAAGAUUAUGGAAUGCGUGUUAAGACUAUUGGUAGGGGAGAAAGUGGGUUUGGUUAAAUGGAUCUCUUAUGGCCCUAUUAUGAUCUAUCCCUUCCUUGAAAGUUUUUGAAAAGUGGAAAGAUCAUUUUGUUGCAUUUCCCCAUUCUUGUUUUUAAAAUUAAGAACAUAUCCCAAGCCCUAUAAAUGGCUUGUAUUGAACUUUUACAUUUGAAUUAAAGAUUGUUAAACAUGAAGCCUUUUCAUGUAUUACUUCAAGUAAUAUAUAAAGUUGGAUUUUGGUCUGAAAAAUUCAAUUUGCAAGCAAGGUUUAGUAGCCAUAAAAUAGGUUUAAUUUAACAUUUGUACUCUGUAACUUUCACAUCUCCUCGUGCUACUACUGGGCAAAAUCUGGAGGAUUAUAAAAAUCUGGUUUUCUUUUCUGAGAGCUAGUUUGUUCAUCACAAAUAGUGUUGCAGAUAACUCUUCCCAUUGUUAAUUUGUUAACCUGUUCUUGCAUAGUUUCCUUUUGAUGUAGCACUAAAUCUGGAGAGAGUUGCCCAUGCUAUACAGUACAAAUACCCCUUCCUCCUACCAUUGGAAUGUUUCAGUGGUGUUGUCAGUUACUUGUCAACCUCAUUGAAUCUCCUAUGAUUAGAACAAGAGUUUUUUUUUGACUCAAUAAUAAAGUAGAUGCUGUACUGUUGUCUGUUAGUACAAUGGGAGCCCGAUUUCCCAGUGUAAAUAUGUUGAGGACCGAUUUCCUAACAGUAGGUAAGGUAAUUGAAUGGUUUGGCUUUGUUCUUAGUUAUGAUUCCAUUUGAAUCUACAUUAUAGAACUCUUUACUACGGAAUAUGUCUUCCUCCUUUUCACCUCUGUUCUUGGUGCGAAUUGGCAAAAGAAAAAUUCUAAAUCAAACCUUUAACAUGUUGAAGUUUAGUAUUGUACCUUAGUACAAAAGGAGGCUUAUUGAAACAAACACUUUCUACAUAGAAAACAGGAUAAUACUUCCAAGUACAUCAUUAGUGGAGUAUGAAUACCUGUUUACCAAAUUUUGGUUGUAUUACUGACAGGUACAUGGUGUGCUAAUUAAGGGAGAGUCUCAUUAGAAAAUAUCCUCAUUAUUUCUGUUCUCCAAUAUACUUGGAAAUCAGUCAUUCUACCCUAAUAGUAUCAAUGAGGAAGUUUCAUCCCAAGUCAUUGAUUGGCGAUACAGAAGAGAUUUUCCAUAUGAAAAUAAGGGUCUUGAUUUGAAAGGAGUCCAUUACAAUUUGGUUAAAUUGUAUAGUGGGACUCUACUAAUAACCAGAAAAUAAAGGGUGUUCAUGGGACACCCAUGGAGGGUAAACUUGAAUGUUUGUGGGAGGGGGCUGGUGGGGAAAUGGGGGAAAUCUGCCUAUAAAAUUAAUGUUUCAGUUUAUUUUUCAGAUUACAUGCCUUUCUUUAUAAGGGAUGCUGGCACAGACCCUAAAUUAAGCUUUUGGUAGUACUGUACCUUUGAAGAGUGGUGAAGGGUACUAUUGGAUAAUCUCCUGAAAGUUGUGGCUUUUGAUACCCUUACUGUGGGCUGUAGAAUUGCUAAACAUUGUUUAGCAGAACAUGUUGCUUAGUUUUAACUGACAUUUGGCUUUCAUCACUGUACCAGCAGUGUACCAAGGGUUGUAAGCUACUCAAAUAGACUUUCACUAAGUCUUGAAAUAUGCAGUAGGUUUUAGACUAAGGUGAAUUUCAAUCAUCUUAAUAAGUAGGUUCCUAAAAGUGGAUUUGAAACUUGGGAUGGGAAUGGGAGGGUGAUAAUUUUGGGAGUACCUUAGCUAUUUUUCUCACUUAAACCAUCUGCCCCCAUUUCCUCUUCCCUACUUUUCUCUCACAAUUUUGUUUUAAGAGGAACACUGGUUAUUGUUUUUAAAACUUAUUUCUCCUAAGCUUUAAAAACUGUAUUCUCUAAGACUCCAGUGUAUUUAAUAGAUACCUUACAGGCUUUAAUCCAUUGGCUUACAUUACUUGAAACCAUAGUCCUCUUUGCUUAGAACUUUAAACCCCUAAGAAGAAAUAAACCCACCACUCUUUGUGUAGAUGUAUUUAUACCACUAAUACAAACAAAUAACAAUUUGGGAGAUUGUAAUGUUACGCCUGUGCAAAUUUUACAAGUGGCAUAUUAUGGCAGAUUAAAAUUUAGGUACUUGGCUUUUCUUGGGCAAGCCACUAUGCUGUGGCGGAAUGUUGGUGUUCUUGGACUGCAAUUAUGCACUAUUAAAGUAGUGGCCUGCUACAUAACUGCAUUUAGCCAGCAUUUCUGCAGUGCGUAACUGUGAGGAACGUAGUACCGCAAAUGGCAAUGGACAUUAGGACCCGGAUGUAGUAUUCCUGCUUGCUCCAAGAUUCUCAUUGCCGACUGCAUACAGGUAGGUAACAAGCAAUAUAAUCUAACUUGGUGACUUGCUAUGUACUUUUAUUCCGUGGGCAUUCUGACAUCACACUUCUGACAAUGAAAUUACAGUGCAGCACCUAAACACUUGUAUGGUAAAGCUAGUUUAUAUCAAAACUCCGUGGGUUUGGGGCUAGAGCCGUAAUUUUGUCAGGCAGAAUUCAGUGCUGUUGCAGUUCUCAGAUAAAAAGUGCAAACUUGAUUCUUGGUAUAUCUGACUCAGUUGUGUGGUUUUCUUUAGCUGCAUCGUAACUGAAGAUAACAUGGGACACGACAGUGGUGUGGGGAACCAUACUGGGAAACCUAGAAUGCUUUUAACAUCUUGAAAACGGACUAUAGCAUGUGAUAAUUAGUCUCUGUUGUGGCAAAUGACCUGCCCAUAGAUGAGCAAUAUCAGUAAUUAUCAGUGUGCAAUCUUAGUAAUUAUUCUGCAAGUUGAGUGAAUUAGAACUAAAGCACAGGGGUUUUUUUCUUCUUUUUUGGGGGUAAUACAAUUUAAAAUUCUUAAAACAUGGGCUCCAUGGGAAACUUUUGUUACUAACUUGGGCUUAGAUGGGAAUCUUCACGUGAAUAGUUCAAGUUAUAUGACUUGUCUACAUACGUCUAUACUCUAAAACCUGGGGGAAAGUGGUGUGGAACAUUGACUUGCCUACAGUUGAAUACAUGUUGGGAAUCAUUCCCAGUCAUAAGACUUCGUCGUAUUCUGUAGGAUGACUAUGUUCAGGGUAGCUUUAUGAAUUUGGUUCCCUUAGCUUUAGGGUUGUGAUGGUAUAGUCCAAAAUGUUUAAUGCAAGAAAAUGUAAGUCUUCAGAAGCACAUUCUCUUGUUGCUUGGGACUUAAGCUUUGCAUCAGCUGUUGUUCCAGACCUCAAUUCUACUUAACCUUGGUCUCUGAACUGGUUUUUUAGCUAGCAUGCAUGAGAAACAGCUUUCAUGUUUAAUGCUUUCUGCUCUGUAACUGGAAGGUUUGGUUUACUUUGCAUAAAUGCCGGUGAAAACUCUUCAUGACUUUGAGAAUUUUUUCCCAUUGUAUCAAGAAUAAUAUCUUGCUCUUGGCAAGCAAUUCACAAGGUGGGGACCGAUUAGUACUUUAAUAUACAUAGAUCAUUUAAGCAGACAAGUUUUUUAACUCCUGAGAGAUAAGAGAAACUGGUGACACUAGUUACAGCUCCUCCAUAUUUAUAAUACCUCACAGAUCAAACAUAAUGCUCAGUAUUAGUAACAUGAGUAUUACUAAAUUGCAUAGAACCCUGGUGGGGGGUUUUCUGUGUCCUUAACCCAUUAAAUCGGUGGCCAGUGCUUGCUGCCGUGAUCGAGUAGAUGUUUAGAACUAAAAGCUCAAGUUUUCUUUCUUACUAGUCAGUAACGAUUUUCAGAGAAUGUACUUGGUGUAAUGUGUGGACUUCAGGAACAUCACUGGGGUGGGGGAUUCAUUUUGCUUAUUCUGCUUACUGCAAGAUUACUGGGCUUUUGCACUUUAGAAUGAGAAACCUGUGACCUAAGUUGAUUCCUACAAGUUUUAAUUUGUGUGUAGCUGUAAAUUGUGAAUCUUAGCGCAGUGGAUUUUUAAAAGCACUCAGUCAAAAAGCCGGGAAUUACGUGGGUUCCAGUAAUAAUGCUAUACCGAGGUGCUUGCAUUGUAUUUCACAAUCCUUUCAUGUUAUAAACCAAAAUUAAUCUUUUAAUGAGAACAGUCUUGAGUUCAGAGGUGUGAUACCAGAAUGCAUUUUCGUACUGUUAGGCCCUUGGAACAGAUACCGGUGCUUUCUGAAAGAUGAAAGAAAUGCUUCGGGGUGCUCCUAAUAUAAUAUGCAAGGAUGCAAACCUACAAAGAAUGCAUAAUAGUCUGACUUUUCCCCCAAUAAAGAGAUGCGUGUGACUAGUUUUGGACUCUAACCUUAAUGGGGGUGCAUGUGUCCUAUUGUUAAUCAUUGUCAGCUGCAGUGACAUGACCCAUAGUCCUGCAUUUACUGCCUUUACCCUAAUGAUUUUGGACAGGUUUUAGAAAGCCAGGAUGUUUGUCUGGGCCUUUAUUUGGUUUUGACUUUAGUUAAUAAUGCUUCAGUGCUGACAGCUAGUGCAGUUCUCAAAUGGCUGCCAAUUAGGGAAAAGAAUUUAGAGGAUUUGACUUCUAAUCAUCUGUCAUUGCUGCUAGAUAAUGAUUGGCAAUUUUUAAGACUCAACUGUGGAAAUUUCACAGUUGCUGAACAUCAACCAUUAAACUACUGCUUUUGAACACCAGUGCUGAAGAUAUUUUUUUGAAGGGAAAAAAGGGACUGGAUACAGAAUAGGAUAAUCUGGAGAAUGGGGACGAAUGCAAAACGAUAUAGUAUCCCUUAUGGAUGGUACAUGUGCAACAGGGAAUUAAUUCUAUUUCGUAUAUCCUUGGCAGUAAUGAAACAGGGAGGAAACCUAGAGCUAAAGUAGCUUGAUAAUGCUUUUUGUGCACCGCAACUCUGCCAGACAUAGUGAAGGUGAAUAUCUUCUCCCUCAGAAAAACUUGGGUCCCUUGCUGUUGCAGUAAGGCAUAGCUUCCUGCCCUAACUUUAAAUUCAGUGAGGACUUGGAAGGAAAGAACGAAAGCAAAUACAUAGGAUUGCAAGAUAACUGCAGUGUUCUUCUGUACGAUGGGAAGGGGUAGGGCAUUCUUGGAAACUCAUGCUGAAGGUGGUCAGUCCACCUGAGAAUGGAAGACAUACUCAAAUGGGGGAACAGGGUAUGUGCUUUUAUAUAAAGAGAGAGCUGAUGCUAAGACUCACUUGGUGAGGUAGAUGUUGUCACAUACCUUCACAUAAGGGAUAGUAUAUUUUGGGUUGCAGUCACACUUCAUUGUGCUCAGACUGGUGAAAAUGAGUUAGGCUUUCGCAUUUUAAAGAAAAUAGUUUUCAUUCUAAUUCAGGUGUCUACUUGAUUACUUGAUGUAAGAAUAAUUUUAGAUUUUUUUCCCCCGAUGAAGUUUCUUCCUAUUUUUUUUUUACGCUGUAACCUACCCCCAAUCUUUAUCUCUGGAAUUUUAUUCCUUAAAAUUUGAAGUUACCUAGCAUUUUCAAGCCUUAUUUUAUGCCCUUGUCUCUUGUGUUAACUUUUUCUUAUUAUUCUUUAGGUAAGAAUGAUUGAUGUUGGCUGACAAUGGAGUGCACAUUCUUGAAGUGGAUAUUUGUUGCCAAGACAUCACAUAGCACGAGCCAACCAAAAGGGGGAAGCCAUAGGUCACUGGACAAAGUAUCUAGGAUCAGGUGACCUGUGUUCAGAAAACAAGGAAGAAGGCAAAGAGGAAUGGACAAUGUAUUUCUCAUUAAUAAAGACAUUAAACAAAC